AAUAAAUUAUAGGUUAUGUUUUCUUUUAGGUUAAGGCGGUAAAUAAUAAGCGAAAUGGAAGAAUUCGAAGAAAAUAACGAAGAAAUAAGAGUUUUAGAAGAAAACGUUCCAUUAGAAAAUGAAUUUACCGAGGAAACGCAAAAAUCUUCGAAAAAUAAGGAAUCUCACGCAAAUCAAGAACGAAAAUUAUUAAGGUUACCUUUGUGGAAAGUAAAAAGGAUUAUGAAAAUCGAUCCCGAUGUUCAAGUUGUUAAUAAAGAGGCUGCUUUUUUAGUCACAAAAGCUACAGAGUUAUUUAUUCAGUAUUUAACUAAAAGCGUUCAUAAACAUAUGGAUAGCAAACGAAAAACUAUUAUGAAAAAAGAUUUUGAUGCUGCUGUUAAUGAUGAACCUAAUUUAUGUUUUUUAGAUGGUACAAUGGCUCAUUUAUAAAUAAUUUUUGUUUCGGUUAAAUUGUAGAAAAGUAAUAAUAAAAUGUACAUACACAACCUUAAUAAAACUACAGUAAAACCUUGA
Messenger RNA from Onthophagus taurus, 516 nucleotides. RefSeq names its product DNA polymerase epsilon subunit 4 (gene PolE4). The record is from RefSeq and is a predicted model, not a curated record. Lineage: Eukaryota; Metazoa; Arthropoda; Insecta; Coleoptera; Scarabaeidae. Gene Ontology annotation, molecular function: protein heterodimerization activity. Gene Ontology annotation, cellular component: epsilon DNA polymerase complex; nucleus. Gene Ontology annotation, biological process: DNA-templated DNA replication.